Lactuca virosa is the source of this 1408-nucleotide messenger RNA. The record is from the annotation of a GenBank genome assembly. Lineage: Eukaryota; Viridiplantae; Streptophyta; Magnoliopsida; Asterales; Asteraceae.
CCCGCACCAUGCUUUCUGCCAGUCUGCUGACUUCCCGGUUUUCGUCUAUACCCUCCGACGAUCUCUCAUCCAUUCCCCAAAUUCAACCACGAUCUAUACAAAUCAAAACCCUAGCCACCAAAGAAUCAAAUCACUAAAUUCUCGUAGUUGAACCACUCAUUAAUACGAUUACAAGGAUGGAGCAUCAGUCGUUCCACAAUCUCUUCGAACGUCGCCCCUUCAUCAAGUCCAAAACUCCUGCUGUAAAGUGGUUCAAAGAAUGGGUACCACAGGAUGUUGUAGCAACAGGUGGCAAAUGCUAUGUUUUGAAAUGGGUCACAGAGGCCCAAAUGAACGCCAUGAAAGAGAAACCAGUUGACUCAGAAGCUGUAGAACCUGAACCAGAACCAACUACUGAAGUUCUUUUUCUCUGCAGCUAUGAGGGCUGUGGGAAAACAUUCAUCGAUGCUGGAGCUUUAAGAAAACAUUCUCAUGUUCAUGGAGAAAGACAGUUUGUUUGCCAUUAUGAGAAUUGUGGAAAGAAAUUUUUGGAUAGCUCAAAGUUAAAGAGACAUUUUCUUAUACAUACAGGCGAACGAGAUUUUAUUUGUCCACAUGAAGGUUGUGGUAAGGCUUUCUCAUUGGAUUUCAACUUAAGAUCACACAUGAAAACUCAUUCUCAAGAAAACUAUCAUAUUUGCCCUUAUCAAGAAUGUGGCAAAAGAUAUGCUCAUGAAUACAAACUAAAGAAUCACAUUAUGUCUCACCAUGAAAAGGGGCCAAAUCCUAUGUAUGACCUUCCAAGACCCUGGAUGAAGGGAAACAAUACUAACAUGGUUGAAGUGCCGCCACCACCGCCGCCAAAGUACGUCCAACCGCCGCCAAAGCCGCCGAAGGCGGCGGCAGCCGCCACUUACGCCACCGCGUCCUCUGAUCGGCCGUACGCGUGUCCGUAUGAAGGAUGCGAAAAGGCUUACAUACAUGAAUAUAAACUCAACCUUCAUUUAAGACGAGAGCAUCCGGGACAUUUCCCUGAAGAAAAUCCCAAUUCCAAUUCCAUUCCGAAGAACGGCCGGAAUAGAAUCAGCGAUGCCGACAUGGAUGCCGGAAGCGAUCAUGACGGGUAUGCUUUGAAACGUGGGAAUGUGAAUGUCAAGUCUCAGAAACAGAAUCGGGCGAAACUGAAUGUGAAGGUUCCUCCGGCGAAGGCGGUGAAGCGGAAACCGGCGGCGGCGGUGGUGGUGAAGAAGCAGCCGUGGCCGGUGGCGAAGGAUGUCCAGGUGGAGGAGGAAGAAGACAGUGAAGAGACUGAAGAAGAUCGGGAUGAUGGUGAGGAUGGGUGGAGGUAUGGUGGUAGUGGUGGUGGUGGUGGUGAUAAUGAUGAUGAUGAUGAAGAGACUGAAGAUGAAGAUUAAGAUUUAGAUUUGGU